Momordica charantia (bitter melon) is the source of this 3037-nucleotide messenger RNA. The record is from RefSeq and is a predicted model, not a curated record. NCBI's taxonomy places the organism in Eukaryota, Viridiplantae, Streptophyta, Magnoliopsida, Cucurbitales, Cucurbitaceae.
AAAUGGAAAUGAUACCCAAAAUCGAUCCUUCAACCUAUGCCUCUGCCAACGUGACCUGUCUACCGCACAUAACGAAGACAGAUACUAAUAUAAGGAAAAACUCACCCCAAACAACUUGUCAUGUUCAGGAAAACUACUUUUUGUCAUCUUCUUGAUGUUGACCUUGUAUUUAAUGGGUCUCUAAUACAUAAUAUAUUGCUUAGGGAGGUUGAGGAGAGUACACCAAACACCAUUAGUUUCAACCUUUUCCGGAGGAGGAUGUCAUUUGAACGGACGAAGUUUCACCUCAUUAGUGGCUUAAAAUAUGUCAGGACCCCAGUUAGGGAAAACACAUUACCUCAUAGACUUAUGACCUUGUACUUCAAUGAUAAGACCGAUCUUGUGUUGAGUGACUUCGAGAAGAUGUACACAGCCGCACGGUUUGAGGAUGAUUAUGACGUGGUUAAGGUAUUGAUUGUGUACAUGGUUGGAAUAGGUUUGCUGGGGAGAGAGAGAAUGGUGAAGUUUGACCAUACUUUGCUGGGGAUAGUUGACGAUUGGGAGGUCUGUUGCAACUACAAUUGGGCAUCGUUGUCGUUCGAGAAGACGAUAAAUAGUCUUCAGCGUGGCCCAUUGAAGAUGUCAAAGGAUGGAAAGUUGAGGAAAUCAUAUAGUCUGUAUGGUUUCCCAUGGGUGUUCCAGGUGUGGGCGUACGAUACCAUAUCUUCCCUAUCUAUGCGGGUUGCAAAUAAAGUUCUUUAUGAUACAGUGCCACAUAUUUUCAAGUGGAGGUACGACCAUUCGACUGCAUGGCAUGUUCUGGAUCGGGAUAUUUUUUGCUCUACAAAAGGAAGAACGCGAACCCUAGAUGAAACUGAUGUGGAGACGAGCUUCUUGAAUCGAUCAUUCGACCCACCCGUAUCAGAUGAUGAUGACGUCAUGGAAGAAAGAGGCGAUAAUGCUGGACCAUCGGCUGUACGUGAGGGAUCACAGUAUGACGAUGAGAGUCGAGGUGCGGAUGUUGAAAUGGUUGAGAAGGAUGCCGAGUUGGAGAAUGAGGAAACUAAGGGUAAGAAUAAGGUAUGCAUAUCCACUGGGCGCCUGAAGAGGGUUGAAAAGUGCUUGAAGAGUAUGGACAAGCGAAUGGAUGAACGCAUGGGAGACAUUGAGGCCGAACUGAAAUCGAUCAAGAAAUUUUUGUGACGAAUUGCUAAAGGUUUACCCGUUGAUUCGAGUGACGUGAGGAAAAGAAAAGGUACUGGUGAAGAUAGUAUCAAGCCGGGAGAUGGAGGCGGCAGUCCUAGUGGACAGGACGACGGACACACUGAUGGUGAUGAUGGGGCCAAGGAUGACGGGGCCACUGCUGGUAUCGAGCCGAGAGAGGGAGGGGGCACCCCUAGAGAACGGGGUGAUGAUGCUGCCACCGAUGGUACCGGGCUAGGAGAUGGAGGGGGCAGCCAUAGUCCACAUAGAGAUGUGUAGGGAGGGUGAAGCUGCUGAUCGAAUGGACAUCGUUCAACUAGAAUUGGCUGAACUUCGUACACCUGAACACUUGGAACGUAUUGUUACGUCACUAUCUGAACUUCAUUUAUACAUCUGUGCUAACGAAGGUUGAAUGUGUCAUCUUUGUAGCAACAUGCACGCAACUUGUCCUCCAACGAAGAUGUGAACAAGGAGGACGUGCAAGAAGGUGUUGAGGCAACCCCGAUCGAGCAUAUUAUCGUUGAAUCGUAAAACAUCGAGUCAUCUAGAGACGAGAUAUGUAGUUGGUGUUGGCCGUCGACCUUCUUAUCCAAUAUUUAUUAUUUUAACAUGAACGCUUCAGGACCAUGUUGCGGACGAUUUCUCGGACUCCACCUGGAAGGACCGAGAGAGGUUAAAUCACAAGCUGGUGCACAUACAUCCAACACGUCACAAGUAGACGCAGAUGUCGUACGUGUGUUGUCGCACCCAAAUGAUCCGCCCAACCCUUAACGAGGGUCUCAGAAGAGGAAACUCCCGUGAAAGCUUCGUGGAUCAUUCUUAGUCAUGGUGGAUGAGAAGAGGAAGAAGGUAACUAGGUAUGAUCCACUAGUUAAGGUCCCCCCGAGCAUGUUUGUAAGUUCCAUGCAUGGAUGAAAAACCCCAAAACUAACCAUUCGACUCGUAAGUUUUGCUACGGUAAGAGGGAUAAGACAUGGUUUCGUGAUCAUAACCUUCUGACAUCGGACAAGUGGUUGACCAGCGAGGUACAAGAUCGAACCAUAAUAUCAAUUUCAUUUCAUAUUACACGUUUCUAACAAUAUUAGUCUAUACAGGUACUAGAUUCGUUGGUGAUGCUCACGUGCAACAAGCUUGAGUAGCGUCUGAAUUUGUGCUUUAAGAAGUUCAAGACUGGUGAUAUAGUACUUGCAGUAUGAUCUCUAUUACUUUAAACUACGAACAGUUAGGUACUUUUUUGUGGUGUUAGUUAAUAUAUUAUCAUGUUUUCGAUUCCAACUGUAGAACUUCUUCCGACGAACAGAUGGUAUAUACCAGCGUUUAAUGGUCCAAAACACUGUCUUGACAAGAGUUGCAGAAGAGUAUGAUUGGAUGGGCAAGUGUAAAACGGUCUUUAGCUAUGUUGACGAGACUCACUCCGACCACUAGAAACUCUAGCUCGAACUAGACGUUGUGUACUUGCGGUACAACAUCGGUGGAAACCACUGGAUCAUGGUUUGCAUCGAUCUGGAGGAGGGUGAGAUCAUUGUGUGGGAUUCCUUGAGGGCGAACACAACACUGACAGCUCUGAAGAACAAGCUGAAGCCCAUGAACGUCAUCCUCCCGGCGUUGAUGCAUAGGUCUAGUGUUAAGGUACUCAGGCCUACCCUACCUAGUAUUCCAUGAUGCAUUCAUCAGGUAACCGGGCAUCUCAACAAACUGGUGGUGAUUGUGGUAUUUUUUGUGUAAUUUUUUUUGAAUAUGAUGUAACGGGGUUCCAUUUAGCAACAUUAACUCAGGAUAGGAUCCCAAUUUUUAAGGAGAAACUUACCAUUGAAUUGUGGGCAAACAAAUCUAUAUUUUGAACCGUUCCAGUACA